Molecule: messenger RNA, 315 nt
Organism: Microbotryum saponariae
Lineage: Eukaryota; Fungi; Basidiomycota; Microbotryomycetes; Microbotryales; Microbotryaceae
Source: the annotation of a GenBank genome assembly
AUGUCGCUUGAACAUGAAGGCUCUCGUUCGCAAAUGAGUCAAUUCCGAUGCAACAUUGGUUGUCAGAGAUCAUUCCACCAUGUGCGCAAUCUCGAAGCACAUUUGCACGUUCACGAAAGGCCCCGACCGCUCGACCGCGUACUACCCACGUCAUCGGCUGCUGAACGAAGUCACCUCCAAGUUCUUAGACAACAGCGCUCUCGCCAAGAGUUCUUUCGCCGACGCCGCAGACGACAGAAGAACCUCAGAAACAGUUGGCCCGACUGCGACGUCGAUGGCUCGCCCCGCAUUUGUUCAGCCGUUGUUAGGCCAUGA